AUGGUGGGCCGGCUGAGCCUGCAGGAUGUGCCCGAGCUCGUGGACACCAAGAAGAAGGGCGACGGCGUCCUGGACAGUCCGGACUCAGGGCUGCCCCCCAGCCCCAGUCCCAGUCACUGGGGGCUCGCGGCGGCUGGGGGCGGCGGCAGCGGCGGGGAGCGCGCGCCGGUCCCCGGGACGCUGGAGCCCGACGCGGCGGCGACCCCCGCGGCCCCGAACCCAGCAUCUCUGCCCAGCCCUCUGACCUUUGCCUGCUCACCAAGGCUGUGCCCUCUGUCCUUUGGCGAAGGAGUAGAGUUUGACCCCUUACCACCAAUGGAAGUAAGGUACACGUCGUCCGUCAAGUAUGACUCCGAGCGGCACUUCAUCGACAACAUCCACCUGCCCCUGGGCCUGGCAGUGGCCUCCUGCAGCCAGACCGUCACCUGCCUCCCCGACUCCACCUGGCGCAGCUACAAGGCGGAAGUGCGCUUCGAGCCCCGCCACAAGGCUGCCCGCUUCCUCAGCACCACCAUCGUCUACCCCAAGUACCCCAAGACCAUCUACACCACCACGCUGGAUUACAACUGCCGCAAGACGCUGAGGAGGUUCCUGUCCAGCGUGGAGCUCGAAGCCUCAGAGGUCCUGGGCAGCGACGGCCUCUCUGAUGAGUGCUGACGGGGGCGGGGUGGGCUCGGACCGGCUCUUCCGCUGCCCUCGAGGGGCCCACGUGCUCCAGAGGAGUCUGGCCUCGUCGUUGCCCCUCAAAGUCCGGCCUGGGGAAGAAAACAAUGUCACAGCCUCUUAUAGUCAUGGAGAGAACUGGGUUUUUUAAAGUGUUCAGAUUGGUCUCCAAAGGCGUGUAUUUCUCAUUUGCCGCUGCAUGGCUUCCCCAAAGUCUCAAUUUGUUGAACAAAUAGAAAGCCAACUGGAGCGAAAGGAAAAUGGCCCCAGUUUGAAAUAGGGAGGGAGAAGAGGGCUCUUCUCCUCUCGGCCGGUUAGCCUGAGGAAGAGCGUGGAUAAAGUCUCUGGGCUGGAAAAAGUGAGCUGUAAGACCUUCCAGCCCCGAGUCAUCUUCCCCCACAGCAGUGCUGGUUCCCUGAGCUGUGACCACCAACUGGGUCCAACCUGUGGAGAGCUCAGUUCCACUCCAUCAUUUAUUUUCUUUUCCAUUUGUAUUCCUGUUCACCCAAACUCUUAGAAUUCUCUACAUCCUCUUAUCAAAAAAACCCCAAGCCACAAUAUAAGAUGCCUUUUUAAGAAAGAGAGAAAAGGUUCACCCUGUUCUCCCCACUCUUCAGGAGGCUCACAUCUACCAGGGACCCAUGUGAGAGCCGUGGCCUCAGUUCUGGGUCCUUCCACUGGUAGGGUCCGAGCUUGGGCAAAGUGCCUUGAACACUUGGCAUCUGGUAAUGUCUCCCCAGGCUUGUGUAACUCUCCUGAUAUGUAUUUUGGGUUUCCAAAUACUUUCCUAUUUUCUUCAUAAGAUAAAACAUAGCCUAGAGAAACAGCAUUUUGAAGGACUGCUGAGGGAAACCACUUUUGGGGACUCCAUAAGGUUUCGGCUCAUGCAGGACUGGCUGGCGUCUGGGAGAGGCAGAUGUAGAUGUUUCCAGUGACCUGCUUCAUCAGCAUGCGCGUCCUUUCCAGGGACCCCGGGUCAACUUCGACGGGGUCAACACCGCAGAGGAAUUCUGCAGUGCCUUAAGUCUAAGCCAGAAAGCAAGAAAAUCGCCCCAUCGUUCCCUCCAGGUGCAGGAAAGGUGACUUCAGGAUAGGGAUUGAUGUCACAAGCCAAACCCCAAAACUUGGGCGCCGUUGGGAUGGUGCAUGUUUCUUGUAAGUGCUUACUGUAACGUAAGUGACAAUCAUGGCGUUUGGCGCAUGUGGAGGACACUUCGAGAGCUCAGCUGAGCCAGGCUCAGAAGCAGAAGGGGUGGCUGGGCCAGAGGCUGUUGUGGGCCAGGCUGUGUCUGGCUUCAGCCCACGGCCCCCCCUGCCUCCCCACCAGCCCAUGCCUCUUCCUCCUGCCAAGCCCUGAGGGGUUUGAGUGAAAAAUGUGGCAGGCGGCCUUUUCUCUUCCAAUAUUGGAAAGAACAAUCCGUGAAUAUUUCCUUUGAAUACAUCCAAAUUAGACCAUGUGCUUGAGGGUUGUAGAGUAUUGUAAACCCGGAUUCCCGCUGUAUUUUGGGGUUUCUGUUGAUGGCUUCUGUGUGUCCUGAAAACGGAAUCGAGAGCUGUCUGGGGACCGUGGAGCCACAGCAGGGAGUUAUGUUCUGAGGAGAGCAGGCGUGAUGAUAAUCGCUCUCAAAGUCAUUCGAAGCCUCUAGAGCCAAACUGUCCGGUGUCUUCUUCAGCUUUAAUGUAGUGUGGUCCGUCAUGCCCCUAACUGUUGGACGAAACCCUCGGUAGAGGCUUUGAGUGGGUUCGUGGUCCCCAGUUUGCCACAGUGAAGCUCAGUGGCGACCCGUAAAGGUGGCACUCUGGGACUCCAGGACCUCCGUUAUGCAGAGUGACAGAUGCUGUCCUCCUUUGGAAGAGUAAAUUACAUGGCAUUUCUUGAUGAAAAUGGAUUUUUUUCCUCUCUGAUUUCAUAAUCGUGGCAUUUAAGACAAGCGGUAAAUGUAAUUUUUAAAUUAUGUUAAGAGAGUUCCCAAGGCUUUGUGUCCUGGCCCAGUGGGGACACGUGGAUGAGCUCAGAACGAUAUUGUAGGCAGCGUGGCAGGAGAGACAUAUGGGAGAACAUGGCCAAAACGGCAACGUUUUGAGAUGUCCGUAUGAGAUUUUGUUUUGUUUUUGGAGGGUUGGGUUAAGUUUGGACAAAGCAUUCUAGCUGUGGAGAGAAUCUGAAAUAUAUCAGUAAAGUAAGUAGAAAUGAGUCAUUGUGAAUGGGUAAGGCAAAUUGAAAAGCAGGUUUUAUCUUAAGUUAUUCGCUAGGGAACUAACUGCAGUUCUUUCUAAUCCUUUCUUUCUCUUCAAACCUGCUUUGCGGCAAAUUACAGGAAAGAAGCGUAAGAAGAUGUAAUGGGACACUUCAGGGUGGAUCAAAUGACAUUGAUCUUGGUGGACUUGUGUGUGACUUUACGAGGUGGAAGCAAUGAUUUUUAAAAUUCCUUAAAACCAACCAUUCUUAAGCAUAUCUGAGAGAUACGGUUUACUUAUGAAUUAAAAAGUCUUUUUUCUCAGUCUCUUAAAUUAUAGCUUUCAUGUAAGAAGGAUGAUUUGUAUUUUCAGAGAAAAGUUGUUUCCUUUUCAAAGUCAGACCUUUUGAAAAGAAUAAUUACCUUUUCAUUUGACUCUUUUCCUGUUUCUAACCUUAGGAAAUCCAGAACAGUGUUUGACAAAAACUAUUUUUUAAAUUUAUCUUUGACAUCUGUCCCAUUCCAUUUUGCUUUGUGACCUCUUCAUUUAACAAUAAAUU
Enhydra lutris kenyoni (northern sea otter) is the source of this 3400-nucleotide messenger RNA. RefSeq names its product refilin B. Gene Ontology annotation, biological process: actin filament bundle organization; skeletal system morphogenesis; negative regulation of bone mineralization involved in bone maturation. The coding region runs from base 1 to 657 and encodes 218 amino acids. Lineage: Eukaryota; Metazoa; Chordata; Mammalia; Carnivora; Mustelidae. Gene Ontology annotation, cellular component: actin filament bundle. The record is from RefSeq and is a predicted model, not a curated record. Gene Ontology annotation, molecular function: filamin binding. The transcript is spliced from 3 exons.